GUACCUGUAUUCAUCAUGACCUUUUGCAGGUGGUAUCAGGAAGAGCUUGGUAAGGUGGCAAUGUCAAGAUCACCACCACAUAUAACAAAGGAAGAGUUAGUGCGACUUAUGAAGUGGAAACUCUCUCGUGGGAAAUUUCGACCUCGCUUAGUGCAGUUGGCUGAUUCUAAUAGUGAAGAAAUUGUGAAGACUGCCUCUGAAAAGGGAAUUCAGCUAGCAUUAAAAGAUAAAGUCAAAGAUGCUAUUAAUGAAUUAGUUGUCCUCAAAGGAAUAGGACCGGCAACUGCAUCAGGAAUACUUGCUGCCUGUGUUCCCGAAAAAUGCUGUUUCUUUGCAGAUGAAGUAGCAAAUGCCAUUCCAGCCUUAGCUACGCUUAAGUAUGAUGUUAAGGAGUAUAUGCUACUUAAUCAGAGUAUGGUAGAAUGUGCACUUCGCCUUAAUAAGGAACUUUUGAAAGGAGAUGAAAACAAAAAUGCGGAAGCAGACUGGACUCCACAUAAAGUUGAAUUAGCUUUAUGGACACACAGUAUUAUUGAACAGAGCAAGCCUGAACUUCUCGCAGAUAUAACAGUAACUCCUAAAGAAGGUAGUGCCAAAUCAAAGAGAAGACGACUGGAAUAGAAAAUAGUAUGGUAAAGGAGCAGCUAUCAGCUAGAAUAAGUACAAUUUUUUAAGUUGAAAACUAUGUUAAGGAAUUUCUUAUCUACAAAUUCUUUAGUAGCAUUGAAGAAAGGUUUUGGAAAAAAAAAAAACUUCAAAGUUAGAUUUUGUAUUAUUGUUGUGUUGAUAAAUUUUCACAAAUCAAAGAAGGUAUGUUACUUUAUAUAUUUUACUUUUGGUCAGAUAGGUAUGUUUUGUGUGAAUACUGUGUAAUCUGACCUCAAAAGGAAAUGAAAAGAAGGAUUUAGUUGUUAACUCUACUGGAAAUAUAACUCCAGUAAAAAAAAAUUUCUCUAAUUAUAUAAUGAUCUUGAAACUUCAUAGCAAAUGAAUAACUGUCUACAGAACACUGCAGCUUCUCACAAUUUGAAGAAAUUAAAUGAACUCUAAUUUUUAUAAAGGCAUACCUUUCCUGAAAGGACAAGUUAGUAGGAAAAAGAAUAAGCAGUUGACUUGUUUAAAUUAAAGUUUAUCAUGAUUCUGUCAGUAAACCUUAUACUAUAUAUAGAUAGUAACAAAUUUUUGUGCCCAUCUUAACCAUUUUCCUUUUAUUUUUUUGUAAUGAAGAAUGAACAUAUUUUAUUUUGGCUUUAUUGGUAGUUCAAUAUUCUUUCCUGGUACGUACAAACUUUGGCCGUAUAUAGGCUCAUUAUGUUUAUAGGUUCUGAGUGUGUGUGUGUGUGAGUGAUUGUGUUUAUGUAUUACAGUUUAGCAUAGCAUAAGAUUAUUAGCAUGGGGGAGUUGCUAUAGACAAGUGUUUCCUUUCCUCAUGUUCAGCAGACAGUAUUGAGUCAUGGUUUCAGAAUCCAUGUAUAUUAGAUAACGAAGGUAUCAGUAGCUUUGCUAUCUGGCUUGACAGUUUUUGGUGGUAACAACAAACUGUAAUAUUAGGAAAUCAGUUGUGAACUCCUCCCCCCUCCUACAUACAAACAAGUGCCUUGUAACGAAGAUUGGAAGUUCA
This is a messenger RNA of Macrobrachium nipponense, 1621 nucleotides long. RefSeq lists its product as uncharacterized. NCBI's taxonomy places the organism in Eukaryota, Metazoa, Arthropoda, Malacostraca, Decapoda, Palaemonidae. Bases 16 to 621 code for a protein of 201 amino acids. The transcript has 3 exons. The record is from RefSeq and is a predicted model, not a curated record.